UGACCGUUAGGCUACUAACAGUUUUCACUUGUCAUUGAGCAUGAGCUGAGGCGCGCUGCUAUUUGAAGAUAGCACGACUAUCGUUUCAUCGACUUGCCAUUUAUUUUAAACACUGCUAUUUGCUUUAUAGCACUUGUUCCACACAAAUUUCCCUCAUUACUCAGAAGAGCGAUAUAAAAACCGAGAUGGCGGAGGCUCAGGCCUUUGUGACCCUGGCCACCACAGAUUCCUAUAGCAUGGGAUGUUUAGUGGUAGGCAAAAGUUUGCGCAGGCAUGGAACAUCAAGGAAGUUAGUGGCUAUGGUUUCCCCCAAUGUUUCCAGAGCAUCAAGGUGAGAGGAUUGGCCCUGGACGACGUGUUUGAUGAAGUUGUAGUGGUAGAUGUGUUGGACAGUAGAGACAAGACUCAUCUCACCUGGCUGCAACGUCCUGAACUGGGGGUCACCUUCACCAAACUCCACUGCUGGACCCUUACACAGUACAGCAAGUGUGUGUUCUUGGAUGCAGACACACUUGUACUGUGUAAUGUUGAUGAGCUGUUUGAAUAUGAAGAAUUGUCUGCUGCUCCUGAUCCAGGCUGGCCGGAUUGCUUCAACUCUGGGGUAUUUGUGUUUAGGCCCUCCCUGAAUACCCAUACCCAAAUACUGGAACACGCUGCACAGCACGGCAGCUUUGAUGGAGGAGACCAGGGCGUUUUAAACACUUUCUUCAGUGACUGGGCAGUAAAAGAUAUCAGAAAGCAUUUACCAUUUGUGUACAACCUCACAGCCGGUGCCAUUUACACGUAUCUACCAGCAUUUCAGCAGUAUGGCCACCAUGCAAAAAUUGUCCACUUCCUGGGUGGGACUAAGCCCUGGCACCUUUCAUAUGAUCCACAGGCUGCCAAUGAGUCAUCUUUAAGGGAUUCCAGCAAGAACUUUCAGCAAUUUAUGAAUUUAUGGUGGGUGGAGUACUACGAUCAAAGACAGCUACAAUUUAAGAAGGAUGACAAGAAUGAAGACUAUUCAGCACAGCAGUUGGUUUCUCCACAGACACAUCAGACUCCAUCACAAAGCCAAAAGAGCAGCACUGAAGCCCACCACAAAGAGAUGAUGAUGCCCUCUCUACCUCUGACUUUGGACUCACUAACAAUCAGCUCUAGCUCAUCUGAAAAGUCAGAGGAAUCGAAUAUUCUCUUUGAUGUCCUGUCUGGUGGGGAGACUGAAGAGACCCCUACUGUAGUCAGCCCUCCAUCUAAGCAAGAGAGUGAGCGCACAGAACCAGAGACUACUGAUGAUUCUGCCACAGCCACUGGAGAAGCUGCUGCUGCUGAGACAGAGGUGGAUGACCUGGAGCAUCGACGCAUGUGGGAGGAAGGUCGUGCUGAUUAUAUGGGUAAAGACGCCUUUAACAACAUCAUGAGGAAACUUGACCAGUUCCUUGAUUAAUUGUGUGUGUAUGUGAUGCAUGUGUUUAUGAGAUUAUAUAAAACACUAUCUCUAUAUAGUUUUGUUUGUACAGUAUAUCCGUCAUCAUCACAACUGUUACAUUUCCCCCUCCUCAAAUAUAGCUGUUUUUUUUCUCCUCUGUUGUGUAUUUGCCACAAUCACUGGAUCAUAUCAAAAAUACUCUGAAAAAGGUCUCAUAUAAAUGUAAACAUCUAGAUGUAAAAAGCUAGUAAUUCAGUUUGUGUAUUAUGAACCUACACGUGAUAAGAUCUAUCUGUAUGAUUUAGCCUUUGCUGUGAUAUUUUGUUUGCAGUUUUCUUAAAGAAUUUACUGUAAAUAUGCUCUAUAGCUGUUAAGGGAGACAUUUUGACUUACUGUUUCAAAUCAGUUAUUUAAGUAUUAAUCAAUGAUUAUUAAAUCAUGAGAAAAGAACUGAGAGAAUGAUUUAGUAUUUAUUGUCAAUGUCCAACAAAAAUCAUGUAACAAAUCCUUCAACCAAGAGGAAAUGCGCCUAACAAACAAUGGUCUUCAACAAGUCUUUCUUUGCAGUGCCCAACAGCAAAAUUGCCAUUUUUUGCCACUAGAGGUCAGUCUAUAAACACUCUAGCUUUAACACCUCCACAAACUCCACUGGCAGAGAAUAACAGUCUGAGUUGGAAAAUGUUUCAAAAGACGAUGAAAUACAAUCAUAAAGGUAUUAUACCUCAGAGUUUUAUAAAACAUAUUUGUCUCUCUCCAGAGAUGAUUAACACAACCCUGUCUCCAAAUGUUAUCUGCCAGACACCACAAACUUUUAUAGUAAGCAAACUUAGAGGCCAGACAAAGUCAAAGUCAGUUCUAUGAUGGAACCUUGUUUUUAAACCCCUGUUCCACAUGUUUUAAUAUUAGAUCCAUUUAUUACCCUCUGGCUCUGCCUUGUUAACACGAUAGCUCUUUGAAGUCAUGAACUAUUUAUGCUUAUGUUACUCAGUCAAUUAGAGAGCAUCUUUAAUUUGAUUUGGUUCAAUAAAUCAUGCCAUUCUCAGUAUAUUGAGGUCCUCCCUUCUGAAAGAUCUCUCUCUCUCUCUCUCUCUCUCUCUCUCUCUCUCUUCAUGUGUUCUAAACUGAGCACAAGAGAGAUCUAAGUGAACUCUAAAUGUGUAUUUUAACCGUACUUUUGUGUCCAUCAACAUAUGGCACUGGACAAAAACGCUUUCACUAUUUUUAACAGUUUAGCAAUCUGAAAGAUUGCCUGUGCUGUGUCUCACGGUCUGGUACAUACCCAUGUACCACGAAGCGAAGUAAACAGUGCUGCCAUAACGUGUUUCAGACUCAUGAGUGAAUCCAAUAAGGAUUAUUUGACCUCUUCCACGUUCUGUGGUUUUGUUGUUGGGAUCAACAGUUUUUCCUGCUUUCCACACAGUUUUGUGUUACUUCAAUAUGAAUAAUUCUGCUGUAGUUAGUAAGUGUGACUAAGUGUGAAUUUGAUGAACGCUAUGCAUGGUAACAAACAUAGGUGUACCACAUAGUGAGCAGAGGCUAGAGAGUGAUCAUAUUAAAAAAAUACCAUCAUGUUGCUUCAUAUUGUUAGGCACAAAUGUUGUAUUUGAAGAAUAUACAUAUACAUAUUUAUAUUUAAUAGCAGAUUGCAAAAGCCUUUGAUGGCCUUUGUUUAUGCAGAUUGUUAAAAUCAUCAUAUUUUUAUGGGACGUCCACCCAAAGGCAGGAUAAUGGACCAAGAUGGUGCUUGUUGUAAACAUACAAUCUAAAAAGGAAUCACCCCCUUGAAUCUCUGAUGUUUUAUUUCUCUGUAACACAUUCUCAUUACAGUGCAAUAACUCCCCCAGAGGAAAUUCUCUUUUCAUCACUCUCCUGACAAAACCUUUGCCUCUGAUUUCUAACCCAUUUCUCUAAAGCGCAGAAGGGCAU
This is a messenger RNA of Sinocyclocheilus anshuiensis, 3334 nucleotides long. RefSeq names its product glycogenin-1-like. The record is from RefSeq and is a predicted model, not a curated record. Bases 242 to 1426 code for a protein of 394 amino acids. Lineage: Eukaryota; Metazoa; Chordata; Actinopteri; Cypriniformes; Cyprinidae. The transcript is spliced from 9 exons. Gene Ontology annotation, molecular function: glycosyltransferase activity.